Molecule: messenger RNA, 3559 nt
Organism: Hordeum vulgare subsp. vulgare (domesticated barley)
Lineage: Eukaryota; Viridiplantae; Streptophyta; Magnoliopsida; Poales; Poaceae
Exons: 6
Coding region: 144-3302 (1052 amino acids)
Source: RefSeq, a predicted model, not a curated record
GUCGCCUCUGUUUCUUUCGGUUUCAGUCCUCCGCCUCCGGCGGCGCUCUCUCCUUCCCCAUCUGCUGCUGCCUCGUCUGGUGGUGCUGGGUUUGGGAUGAUCCUCUAGUCCGGGAGGCGGAAGAUCUGAGGAGGCGCCGCGAGAUGGAUGAUGUGUGCGACGAGUGUGGAGAUGUCGGCUACAGUCACCUUCUGCUGCGCUGCAGCAACUGCAACAACGCUGCUAGGCACCGGUAUUGCUUGGAUGAGAUAAACUUUGAUUUGGCAGUGGAGUGGUUGUGUAGUGAUUGUAUCCCAAAACAUAGUGAAGCCAUUAAGUCACCAGGAGAGACAAAUUGUCAAAGGCAACUAAGGAACACCCAGUUGAGUUUCUUUGUAGUUAAUGAACCAAAUGUGGAGCACGAGAAGGCAACAAAGGCACAAGGACUAUAUAGAAGUAGACUAUGCCGAAAAAGAGAAGAGACAUUAGAUUCUGGUGAACAUGUCCCGAGUGGUGACACAUCGAAUCGGGGACGAUGUGUUGAAGAGACAUUAGAUUCAUGUGAAAUCUUUGUUAGUGAUAUACCCAACCACAUUGAUUGUAAGAAGGAAGGGGAGGAUAUAAAUGGUCACUUAAUUUGCGCACCGGAGAGUUAUGGCGGUUCAAGUAAUUUUGCUUUGGAUCAUGCUUCAAGUAUUGAACCCAACAAUUUGCAGAAGGCAAUUGGUGGUUCUAAACUUGCUUCAGGUUAUGUGGACUGUCAUGAUCUCCCAAACGCAAGGAGUGGCUGCUUUGCUUCAUCGAAGUAUGUUGAAGGUUUCUUUCCACGAGGAAGAAAGGGUGAUAUGUUUUCUUUAAUGAAUGAUGUCGAGGGAUCCUGCCCAAUGAUUGUGGACAAGUCUUGUUCUACAUCGGCAUGCAUGGAACAAGCGGAUGGUUUAUCGGUAAACAUGGAGAAAUCUGAACCUUCAAAGUUGGUUAAAGGAUUGGAGGAGAGUGUUGUAGCAGCAAAGUUUGCACCAAAUCAUUCAAAGCCAAUGCAAGGAUCAGAUCUGAAGAAAGGGAGUGUGGAUGUCUUGAAUCCUCUAGAGCAGCGUCUGGACUCUUUGGCAAUGCUGCAAUCAAGUUCCUCGAAUGAACUAAAUGAUGCGGCUAUUCAGGAAAAUGGUGCUGAAAGAACAAGGUGCUUUGCGGGCAAGGAAACCGUUGCCUCUGAAUUGGGGAACCACAAAGGAUCAAAUCCCUCAAUGGCAAAUGAAAGCUUGAGUUCUAGUCAAGGUAACUCAGAUGAAGCAAAUAGAAGAUCAGAUGAGCUUUUAUCUAGCACCAAAGAUAAUAAGAUGCGAAGGCGAUUGUGUGUUGCUAGAAAGAUAAUUAACUCUUGCAAUGUAAAUGGAACUACAGAUUCUGAGUCAGCACGAGAUGCAAUAAACCUAGCAGGGAAGACUUCUUCUCUUGCCGUCAAAAAGGUGCCUCUUCAGCUGAUAUUGCAAGAGAAAGGCAUUAACAACGAGUUAUUGCCUUCCAAGUUUCUUAGUCCAUGUGAGUCAACAAAAAUCAACCCUAGAAAGCGUAAGCAAUCAGAAGAUUACGCUCCUGAUGGAACAAAAUAUCAGGAAGAUUGUAUUAUAAGCGGGAUUGGAAAUGCCAAUGUUGCACUGUCAAAAAGUGGUAGACCACUACGAGCUUGCCAGUACAUGCCCAGGAAAGACAAUGGUAGCAAUGAUAAAGCUAUUGGGCGCUCAAAGAUGGGAAAAAGCAAGAAAAUGAGUGCGAAAAGUGGUAGACCACUACGAGCUUGCCAGUACAUGCCCAGGAAAGACAAUGGUAGCAAUGAUAAAGUUAUUGGACACUCAAAGAUGGGAAAAAGCAAGAAAAUGGGCAAGUCAUGGCUGGCUAACAAUGGUAUCCGAGAUUCACGGAAGAGAGGUAUGGUUACCGGUGUCUUGCAGCCCAACUCUCUGCGUAGACGUUCUGUGGACAGAUCAAGACCUUCACCCUACUCUCUGCGUAGACGUUCUGUGGACAGAUCAAGACCUUCAGAAAACAUGGAUCCGGCGCUGAUGGAAAGCAGCUGCGCUUUGAAUAAUCCAAGCAGCAGUUGUGCAGCGCAAUCAUCGGGUUUCUCUUCAAAAACGGAAGAAUUGUGGGAGGGCGACGAGCCAAAGAAACGAAGAAAACUCAUCUUAACUUAUGACGAAGAGGAAGAUGCUGAGGCCUUGCAGGCAGAAGAUUUGAAUUCCCGGUCUUGUGAUGAUGAUGAACAUGUGAAGAAGCAAAGAAAAUGUAUGGAGAAUGCUGCGGAGAACCAGAGAAGAUCUGUAAAAGAAGGUAAAGAAGCUUUGGGGUCAGGAAAUUUGAAUCAUCAAUAUUCCAAGAAUCGUAAGCAGGUGAAGAAGCAGAGAGGCAUAGAGGCAGAGGAAGAUGAAAAUGCAUCUGUAAGAAAUCCGAAUACUGAAUGUGCAAGGAUGCCAGUCAUUUCAGAAUGUAUUGGCGGGCAACCGCUUGAUAUACCUUAUUGGACUGGAAUCAUGAAGGUCAACAAUAACUAUAUUCCAUUGGCUGCACACCUGUCAACCAAAGCAGGCAAGAAGGUGCAGGAACUGUCAAGAUCGCUGCCACCAAUAAUGAAAGUGGCUAAGCUUUCUACAUCGAAAUCAUGUCCAAAGCACUUGGAGGCACCGAUACCUACAGCUGAUAGCAUUGGCUUGUAUUUCUUUUCGGGUGAUAUGAGGCCAAAUAAAGAGCUGGAUGAGCUAGUGAAGCAUCUCGCUGAUAGUGGAAUUAUUCUAGAAGCUGUUGUUGGUUUGGCAAAACUGUUUGUCUUCCCUUCUGCUGUACUACCAGCGGAAUAUCAGACGUUCCAAGGGAAACCCUAUCUGUGGGGAGUGUUCAAGCCCAGAAAAUAUAAGAUCAGAAGAUUACCUCCAGUGGAACAAGAUUGUAUGGCACAUGUUUCAAAGGAAGAACAUGCCCAAGAACAGCAUGCCUUGGACCAGGAAGACAAGGCGCGAACCGACACCUUGGACCAUGUCGUGCAUUACGAGAAUCAACCCUUGCUGGAUGCAAACCAACAAGGAAAGGAAGCGUUGUCUGGCAAUGGCCUAACCCCUGUUGACGUGCAAGCCCUAGUUUGUGCAAAUAUUGGCCCAGCCGAUCAUAGACAGCCCUGCUCAAAUCCAGAAGCUCCGCCACUUGAACUCUGUGGUUUUGUUGUCUCUCGGACACCAAGAUCUGCGCAACUCAUCCAGGAGAUGCAGAAGGAAGGUGCAUUACUGUUUGUUGUGCAGCAGGUGAUCACAGAACCAGGGUCGGUGAUGUAGGAUCAGAACAUGUCUGGCAAUAAUGCUGUGGUUCCUGAGGAGCAUACCUGGAGCUGUUUCUCCUUAAGGCCACAGUGGUCAUUCUUAGGGUAGAAACUCCAGCGGUUGACCUGAGAGCUCUUUUGCUUCAUUGCGAGCUCAUUGUGCCCCGCACCUUCUAUGUCCGUCUCUGUGCUUGUCCCCAUCAUGUUGAGGACUGAACUGUGGUGGUGUUUGCUCUUUGUAUGUUGUAUUAUGAGCCGACUUAGCUGAGCUUA